GCCACCCUUUAUUCUUCUACAUGUUUAAAUUGGAAAGUUAGCACUACACCAAAUUAUUUUAAGUACUAGUGACAUGCAAUGAGCUUAUGUAAUAAGUUCUAGAUACUGCAUGGGAAAUUACAUUUAUUUAACUCGUUUCCAAAAGUUUAAUAAGUGAGAGGAAAAACACGUGACAGUUGAAUACUUUGCAAAAAUAACAACAUUGGGAUGCACUUGCAUAACAAAAUAUCAUUGCUAUAUUUAAUUUCAACUGUUUAAAAUUAUGUGGUUUCAGCAUGUUUGACAAACCAUACAAAAUCAACCUCCUGCAAAUCAUAACUGUACUCAAAAGUCCACGUUGAAGCCACCCCGACCGGCAGCCAAUCAGAGGCGAGGAAGCUAUGACAAACCCAUCGCUCGUACAACGUCACUUCCUCUUUCAAGCCAACCUCACCAAAAUGGCACCGAAAAGGCAGCCUGUUGUGAAAAAGAACAAAAAGGGUGCUUGCUGGAAGUUCACCCUGGACUGCACUCACCCUGUGGAGGAUGGAAUUCUUGAUUCUUCCAAUUUUGAAACCUUUCUGAAAGAGAAGGUGAAGGUUAAUGGCAAAACAGGCAACCUGGGAAAUGUAGUGCAAAUUAUGCGUCAGAAGAACAAAAUCAACGUCACGUCAGAGAAGCAGUUCUCUAAAAGGUAUCUUAAGUACCUCACCAAGAAGUACUUGAAGAAGAACAACCUACGAGACUGGCUGAGGGUGGUGGCGUCGGAUAAGGAAAGCUACGAGCUGCGCUACUUCCAGAUCAGUCAAGAUGAUGAAGAAUCUGAUGCUGAUGAAUGAAGAUUCUGUCUUGAGAUAUUUAAUGGGUGUAUCAGGGUCCUGUAUAAGCGGUCACAUCUUCAAAUGCGGGACUACAUGUUUUGAUAUACCUGUGAAUAAAAAGAUACACCCUGAAA
Molecule: messenger RNA, 934 nt
Organism: Myxocyprinus asiaticus (Chinese sucker)
Lineage: Eukaryota; Metazoa; Chordata; Actinopteri; Cypriniformes; Catostomidae
Product: 60S ribosomal protein L22-like 1
Exons: 4
Coding region: 381-818 (145 amino acids)
Biological process (GO): cytoplasmic translation
Cellular component (GO): ribosome
Molecular function (GO): RNA binding; structural constituent of ribosome
Source: RefSeq, a predicted model, not a curated record